AUAUAAAGUAUUAUUAAAGAAAAAUUAAAUAAAAAAAUGAAACAUAUUAUGCUAUUGUUUGGUGUAAUAAUAUGUAUUACAUUAGAGUGUAAUUCACAAUCAAUGCCCGGAGGUAUCUCAGACAUGGAUGUUAACGAUCCGAAACUCAUACCAAUAGUAUCUUUCAGUGAAGAAAUGCUCGAUAGUUCAGUAAAUUCAAUAUAUGUUCACAGAAUCGACCACUUAUUGAAAGCUCAACAACAAGUCGUGUCCGGAGAUAUGUAUUAUUUGACAUUUGAAUUCAAUGAAACCAAUUGUCUAAAAGGAAAGCCAUCAACAAAUGGAUGCGAUAGUGUCCGGAAAAGUGAGAUAUGUCUGGUCAAAGUAUGGUCCCGUCCCUGGUUAUCAACAAAUCAAUUACAAUUAACUCAUUUUAAUUGCUCGUCAACUAAUAAUACAGACAAUUUGUAAAAUACUAUAUAUUGUUUGUUAAACUAAGUUUAUAAAUUUAAAAAUAAUUUUAAUAAACUUACAAUUAAUAAA
This is a messenger RNA of Oppia nitens, 522 nucleotides long. Its product is annotated as cystatin-like. The transcript has 2 exons. Gene Ontology annotation, molecular function: cysteine-type endopeptidase inhibitor activity. NCBI's taxonomy places the organism in Eukaryota, Metazoa, Arthropoda, Arachnida, Sarcoptiformes, Oppiidae. The coding region runs from base 37 to 450 and encodes 137 amino acids. The record is from RefSeq and is a predicted model, not a curated record.